Messenger RNA from Peromyscus eremicus (cactus mouse), 2096 nucleotides. RefSeq names its product clathrin interactor 1 (gene Clint1). Gene Ontology annotation, cellular component: plasma membrane; clathrin vesicle coat; endosome. The record is from RefSeq and is a predicted model, not a curated record. The transcript is spliced from 12 exons. Gene Ontology annotation, molecular function: clathrin binding; phospholipid binding. NCBI's taxonomy places the organism in Eukaryota, Metazoa, Chordata, Mammalia, Rodentia, Cricetidae. The coding region runs from base 153 to 2078 and encodes 641 amino acids. Gene Ontology annotation, biological process: endocytosis.
GCUGUGGCUGGGAGAAGGAGCUCCAGCGAGGGAGAGUUCGCGGCGGCGGGUGGCGGCGGCGACCCGGGCCUGGACCAGCCCCGGCGCGGAGGCGUCCCGGGGUCCGUGGGGAGCGGCGGCGGGCGGCAGCGGGCCGGGCCGCGCGGGGCGCGAUGCUGAACAUGUGGAAAGUGCGGGAGCUGGUGGACAAAGCCACCAAUGUGGUUAUGAAUUAUUCAGAGAUUGAGUCUAAAGUUCGAGAAGCAACGAAUGAUGAUCCUUGGGGACCUUCUGGGCAGCUCAUGGGAGAGAUUGCCAAGGCUACCUUUAUGUACGAACAGUUCCCGGAACUUAUGAACAUGCUUUGGUCCCGAAUGCUAAAAGACAACAAAAAGAAUUGGAGAAGAGUUUAUAAGUCGUUGCUGCUCCUAGCUUACCUCAUAAGAAAUGGAUCGGAGCGAGUUGUUACAAGCGCCAGAGAACACAUUUAUGAUUUGCGAUCCCUGGAAAAUUACCACUUUGUAGAUGAGCAUGGCAAGGAUCAAGGUAUAAACAUUCGACAGAAAGUAAAGGAACUGGUUGAAUUCGCGCAGGAUGAUGACAGGCUUCGAGAAGAGCGAAAGAAAGCAAAGAAGAACAAAGACAAGUAUGUUGGGGUCUCCUCUGACAGCGUUGGCGGAUUCAGAUACAAUGAAAGAUACGAUCCUGAACCCAAGUCCAAAUGGGAUGAAGAGUGGGAUAAAAACAAGAGCGCUUUUCCGUUCAGUGAUAAGUUAGGUGAGCUGAGCGAUAAGAUCGGAAGCACAAUCGACGACACCAUCAGCAAGUUUCGGAGGAAAGACCGGGAGGACUCUCCAGAACGCUGCAGCGACAGCGAUGAAGAAAAGAAAGCAAGAAGAGGCAGAUCCCCCAAAGGUGAAUUCAAAGACGAAGAGGAAACGGUGACAACGAAGCACAUCCAUAUCACACAGGCCACGGAGACCACCACAACCCGGCACAAGCGCACAGCAAACCCUUCCAAAACCAUUGAUCUCGGAGCAGCAGCACAUUACACAGGGGACAAAGCCAGCCCGGAUCAGAACGCUUCAACCCACACGCCUCAGUCUUCAGUGAAGCCGUCAGUGCCGAGUAGCAAGUCAUCAGGGGACCUCGUGGACCUGUUUGAUGGAAACAGCCAGUCAGCAGGAGGAUCAACUGAUUUAUUCGGGGGAUUUGCUGACUUUGGCUCAGCUGCUGCAUCAGGCAAUUUCCCUUCCCAAGCAACAAGUGGGAAUGGAGACUUUGGUGACUGGAGUGCCUUCAACCAAGCCCCAUCAGGCCCUGUUGCUUCUGGCAGUGAGCUGUUUGGCAGUGCCCCACAGCCUGCGGUAGAACUCAUCAGUGGCUCACAGCCAGCUCUAGGCCCCCCUCCUGCUGCCUCAAAUUCUUCAGACUUGUUUGAUCUUAUGGGCUCAUCCCAGGCAACCAUGACGUCUUCCCAGAGUAUGAAUUUCUCUCUGAUGAGCACUAACACUGUGGGGCUUGGUUUGCCCAUGUCAAGAUCACAGCCUCUGCAGAACGUUAGUGCAGUGCUGCAGAAGCCUAACCCUCUCUAUAAUCAGAAUGCAGAUAUGGUCCAGAAGUCGGCCAGCAAAACCCUGCCCUCUACUUGGUCUGACCCCAGUGUCAACAUCAGCCUAGACAACUUACUACCUGGUAUGCAGCCUUCCAAGCCCCAGCAGCCAUCACUUAAUACAAUGAUUCAACAACAGAAUAUGCAACAGCCCCUGAAUAUGAUGACUCAAAGCUUUGGAGCAGUGAACCUCAGUUCUCCAUCAAACAUGCUUCCUGUCCGGCCACAAACUAACCCUCUGAUGGGGGGACCCAUGCCGAUGAACAUGCCCAGUGUGAUGACAGGCACCAUGGGAAUGGCCCCUAUGGCAAACACCCCAGUGAUGAGCCAGAGCAUGGUGGGCAUGAACGUGAACAUGGGGAUGUCAGCCACAGGGAUGGGCUUGACGGGCACAAUGGGAAUGGGUAUGCCCAACAUGGCCAUGCCUUCUGGAACUGUGCAACCCAAGCAAGAUGCCUUUGCAAACUUUGCCAACUUUAGCAAAUAAAAGAUUAUAAAGCAGCAA